AUGGAUAUCUCUUCCAUCUUGCAAGGAGGUUACCAACACCCCCUCUCGCGCUCAUGGCAAGCUCGCCGACACCUCACAAAGUCCAUGUUCAUGUACCCCAUCUUCAUUACUGACGACCCUAACGCGAGCGUCAUCAUCCCGAGUCUUCCCGGGCAGCGUCGAUGGGGUGUCAACAAGCUUGAAGAGUUCCUCGGGCCCCUGGUCAAGAAAGGAUUGGAAAGCGUUAUCCUGUUCGGAGUUCCUCUCAACUGCCAAAAGGACAUGCAAGGAACUCCCGCAGACGACCCAACUGGCCCCGUCAUCCUCGCAAUCAAAAAACUCCGCGAGCUCUUUCCCACAUUAUACAUCGCCUGCGACGUCUGCCUUUGCGAAUACACCGACCACGGGCACUGCGGUCUUCUCCACGGAGACGGCACCAUCGACACUGCGCCAUCCGUCCAACGCAUUGCCGAGGUUGCCGUCAACUACGCCAAGGCCGGCGCGCAUUGCGUCGCACCAAGCGACAUGAUGGAUGGGCGUAUUAAAGCUAUCAAGCGUGGUUUAAUUGAUGCUGGGUACGGCAAUAAAUGCACGCUAAUGGCGUAUUCAGCAAAAUUCGCGAGCUCCUUGUAUGGUCCCUUUAGGGACGCUGCGGGAAGCGCACCCUCUUUUGGCAACCGUAAAUGCUAUCAGCUCCCUCCGACCGGCCGUGGUCUCGCCCGCAGAGCCAUCCAACGAGACGCGGCGGAAGGCGCUGAUAUCAUCAUGGUCAAACCAGCUCUGCCGUACCUUGACAUCAUCGCAGAUGCAGCACAAAUUGCACCAGACCACCCUUUAGCGUGUUACCAAGUGAGCGGAGAAUUCGCUAUGAUACACGCCGGCGCCGCUGCUGGAGUGUAUGACCUGAAAACUAUGGCGUUCGAAAGUGUGGAGAGCAUGGUUCGCGCAGGGGCAACGCUAAUCCUAUCCUAUUUCACGCCCGAGUUUCUGGAAUGGUUGUAA
Molecule: messenger RNA, 981 nt
Organism: Laccaria bicolor S238N-H82
Lineage: Eukaryota; Fungi; Basidiomycota; Agaricomycetes; Agaricales; Hydnangiaceae
Exons: 6
Coding region: 1-981 (326 amino acids)
Biological process (GO): heme biosynthetic process
Cellular component (GO): cytosol
Molecular function (GO): zinc ion binding; porphobilinogen synthase activity
Source: RefSeq, a predicted model, not a curated record